Hibiscus syriacus is the source of this 2139-nucleotide messenger RNA. Its product is annotated as glutamic acid-rich protein. The transcript is spliced from 9 exons. The coding region runs from base 16 to 2055 and encodes 679 amino acids. NCBI's taxonomy places the organism in Eukaryota, Viridiplantae, Streptophyta, Magnoliopsida, Malvales, Malvaceae. The record is from RefSeq and is a predicted model, not a curated record.
UUAAGGACCGUCGACAUGGACAGCGACAAUCAUCUAGAGCUAGUUUCGCCUCCAGACGAGACAUCUCCUCCUAUUCAAGAAAGAAAGCUUAAACGAUUGAAGAAGGUGAAAACAGUUUCGGAAAAUCCAUCCUCAUUUGAAGCUCUGGAUUUCCGUACACCGGAGCCCCAACUAGUUGAGGAACCGAAAUCGCGAUCUGUGUCAGAGGGUUCUUUUGACGAGAAAAAUGAAUCGAGUUCUGGCUUUGAUGAGUUAGGCGUUGAGGGAAACGGGUCGGGUUCAGUUGCUAAACGUGCUUUGGAUUUUGAUACAAUGACCGAGGAGGUUGAUGGAACCGUCGAAGGUCAGAGUCAAGAUAAAGGAAUUAGGGAUUUCGAACCGGAGGAGUCAGAAAAGAAACGGCCUAGUUUCGAAGAAACGGAGAGUAGAAGAACGAAAAAGAAUAAGAGAGUGAAAGGCGUUGGCGAUGGGGAGAUGCCCAUCUUACCCGAAAGAAGAACUGCGAAGGAAAGAAGAGAAUAUCUUGUCCAACUUCGUGCCGAAUCUCAGAGACUGCUCCGAGAAACUACACAUGCUGCAUUUCAACCUGCACCGAUUGUUCAAAAGCCCAUAUCAUCAGUUUUAGAGAAGAUUCGGCGGAGGAGGCUUGAGGUUGCAAGAAAGACAUAUUUUGACAUUGAUGAUCAUGAUGGGAGUUCCAGCAAGGAUAUGGCAGGGACUGGAUUUGAAGAUGUAGCAGAGGAUGAAAGAGGCAAUGAAAGGGAGUUUAUGGAAGUUGAAAGCGAGGAGACAAUUGUAAAAUAUGGGAUUUCAGAUACCUUGUGCUCUGAUGAAAUAAAGAAUGCUGAGAAUGGCUCAAGUCAUGGAAAUCUUUCACCACAGGUUGUGAGUUCCUCUGACAAUGAGAACAAUGACAAGGAGAACAUUGAUCCACAACCACAUGAGUCUGUUGAGUUGUCUCCAACAACUAAUGGUGACCCUGUUAAAGCAUUUGUUGAUGAAGAGGCUGAAGAAGAAGAUGACAGUGACCAUGACUUAGGUCGCUUCCAAGAUGAUAACAAUGAGGAUGAUGAAGAUGCGGAAGAUAUAGAAGAACUUAGGGAUAUGAUAGCAACUGGAUAUGAAGAAAAGCAAAGUGAUGUUGAUAGGCGAAUGGAACUCCAUCAAAAGCUGCUUGACCAACAGGAUGCUGCUAAAACAGCGCAACUAUUACGAAAAUGGGGUCCAAAGCACAGAGAAGCAGCGUUGCUUGAUGAUGAAGGAUUUGAGGAAGAUGAAGAGGAAGAGGAAGAGGAUGGAGAGGAGUUUUCUGAAAAUGAAGAAGAUUCACGUCCAGUAAACAUGCGCAUGCAUAUAAAAAAGAUAAAGGAAAUGCUACCACAAAUGUUCACUGAUAAGGAUGACAUGUACAUAUCAUCGGAUGAAGAAGAAACAGAAAAAAAGCUUGUUGAACAAUCCCUGUCUGACAAAGCUAAUCAGCAGGCUGGGCUUCUGCCUCCAUCAAAGGAUGCAAGAUCGAAAAAACUCUUUGGUUAUAUAAAGGUCAACAAUAUGCCUGAAACCAGAAAAAAAGCCAAAACAUCAUCCUUUUCUAAUAUGCUGUUCAUGGGGAAAAAAGGGAAUGAGUCCUCAAAGUCAUCUUUCAUUGGUCGGGGGUCAAAUUGUUCUAUACCAUCAUCUACCAAGCAAGGAUCGGGCAUCUUACGUUCAUUUGUAUUCGAACGUGAAGACAAUAAUAGCAAAAGCACAACCACAAUGGCUGAAAGUUCUGAAGUGAAUCGAACGGAGAAUCGACCAAAGAAAAAUGGUGCAUCAGCCAAGUUCAGCAAUUCACAGAUCAGAUCAAGUGCUCAACGAAGAAAAGAAGAGAUGGAAACAAGUUCAGGAGUUCAAUUAUUGGAAAUAUUGACGAAGUCCUCUUCUCUGCAAACAAGUGAGUGCAGUGGUAGUAAGAGAAGUAUUGUUGGCCAUACCGAAUCCAUAUUUGCUGCAUUCAAGCUGGAAAAGAAAUCAGUAGGAACUAAGAGGCCGAAUGUAUCUGUAAAGCCUCUCUAGAUUAUUUAGCACUCAACGAUUUUAUAUCAAAUGCAAAGUCCAAUUCCAACCCAUUUCUCUGUUAAGUAAACGUAUUUUACUUUC